ACAGUCGGUUGACUCGGGUGAACCUAUUUUCGAAAGACGGUGCGCGAGGACGCUUCUGACUAUGUAAAGGUGUUCACGCUAUCAGAUGGUGGGGUGCAAGAUUAAGGGACCGCUCGCGCCGCAACGAUGGGUGAGCAAGCUAACAAGCAAACUUGGAAGCAAAAGCUCCUCUUCUACAUCACCGCCUUCUUCGUACUGCUCGGGACGUUCAGUUUGUUCUCUUUCUUAUUCCUCGUGCCUUUCGUCAUCGAUCCCGCGUUUACCACUAUCUUCAUGGAGUUCGACGAAACGCCGGCACUGUGCGUGACAGUUGAUAACGAGAAACGACAGGGUGCCUCCAACUGCACCUGGACCUCGUGCAGGGAAGGCUGCACCAAGGAGAUUUACACCUGCAGCCAACUCCGUGUUAACUACAAAAGAAACGUCACCGAGAACUCAACCGGCGUGACGUCCACCACGGAAUUUACCUCAGCCAGGGAAGAAAGAUCCCUCCUCAGGGAUGACUACGAUUACAUGAAAGAGGAUGAAGAAGACUACCCUAAUGAGGUGGAGCCUACGGGAUUGAUGGGUGACAGCUCCGAAUGGUAUUACACGGGAGCCAAGCUUUUUCCAAAUGUAAAAGGCUGCGGAUACCCACCGAUGCUAAAUUGUAGCAUCUUUUACCAGCGGUACCAAGACUUGGGUACGAACUUUUCCUGCUACUACAGCAGGGUCGAUCCGGGCCUGGUAAUCACCGACCUGGACAUGUGGCAAGUGUACAUGAACCUAGUGUACGCGAUGGCAAUUCCGAUCCCGUCCUUUAUAUUGUCCGUCAUCUACCUGACCUUCGCGUACUUCAAGAUCUACAAUGACGACGACGAGAAAACGCCGCUUAAAAACAACGCAGAAGAGAUGGACGUCGAAGGCGAAAGUGUGCAGGAAACCGUUCUCCAACCUGCUAGUGGCGUACUUACUCCUGCCAGUGAAGCUUUUCGCGAAGACAUUGCUGGAUUUGGUCACAAUUUUGUCGUCGCUAUGGCUGAUGAAAUCAGCAGGGAAAGUUUGGCGGACGGAGUUGUCAAUUCAAUCUCCAUACAAGGAAAUAUUGAGAGAACCAUAACGACGAGUAUUUCAAUAAAUGCGGGUCCCAUCGCUGACAUCUAAUACAAUGCAACGCCUUAUUUUUUGAAACAGAAAUAACUACAUAUAAAAUCGUCGCUUGGUAACGUAAAAACUUGAGAAAAAAGAAAUACCUUUAAUAGUCACUAUUAUGAUUCAAAAAUUUCGGGGAACACUAAUGAAACUAUAAUAAUAAAUACUAAUAAUAUUUGCUUGUACUUGCACCGAUGUAAACUUUCUCUCGUCACCAGCCAACGUGGAUAAAGAGUUUAAAUAAUAAUAAAGGCGCGUCAUCUCUCGUUUAGUUUUCGUUCGUGAGAAUCAGAAUCGCACAAGAAAAAAAUUCUAAUAGGAUAAAAACGUAGUACUAUACCAAUAUUUUAGAACAAAAAAAAAAUACAGUCCUGGACGACAACCAAAGUGAUGCAUUAGAUGUAAAUAUAUAUCUUAAUAGACUGCUCAACGAUGUAGCGCUUCGACAACCUUUGAAUAGGGCACAAUACGGUUCAGAUUCGUACCAAAAACCUCAGUACGUGUGCAAAUUUGCCGGGCCGUUUCCUAAUGCAUUGGACUGUACAAGAGCGUUUACAAAUCCUAUGGAUUUUAAAUUUUCUAACACUUCAGAGCUGUCGCCGGAACAAGCGAGCUCGAUGUAAAACGGUUUUUUUGCGAUAUAAUUGUGAUAAUUAGAUGCAGAGUUCUCUGAAUAUUAAAACUAUAAGUGAUAGGAGCGCGUGUAUGUUGUACAAAAGACGGAACCCAGAGAAUUUACAAGGUAACGCCACGCCAUCAUUUUUCGAAAAAUUUCGUUUCUGAACUCCGCUUCGGGUAUUUUUUAUAUACAUACAUAAAAAAACGAACGUUUUCCUUCCUUCUGAAACGGAAAGGGCGUUACACCGUCACGUUAAAAGGAUAAAUGGGAAUAUAAAUACAAUUUAUUAAUACGAUAGCUUAAGUUUAUAAUGCUUUCUAUUAAACACAAUUCAAAGUGCUUGACGAUGCUUUUAUAUAGUAUAUAUAGUCUAUAAAUAUACGAUACAAUUUAUGA
This is a messenger RNA of Onthophagus taurus, 2146 nucleotides long. It is a transcript of the gene tipE, whose product is annotated as temperature-induced paralytic E. Gene Ontology annotation, biological process: regulation of sodium ion transport. Lineage: Eukaryota; Metazoa; Arthropoda; Insecta; Coleoptera; Scarabaeidae. Gene Ontology annotation, molecular function: sodium channel regulator activity. Gene Ontology annotation, cellular component: plasma membrane. The record is from RefSeq and is a predicted model, not a curated record.